Molecule: messenger RNA, 2385 nt
Organism: Hydractinia symbiolongicarpus
Lineage: Eukaryota; Metazoa; Cnidaria; Hydrozoa; Anthoathecata; Hydractiniidae
Exons: 7
Coding region: 32-1627 (531 amino acids)
Molecular function (GO): protein binding
Source: RefSeq, a predicted model, not a curated record
UUAUUUAUAGUUUAUAAGCAACUUAUACAUAAUGCCAGAACAAAAUUCAUUACUUCAGAAAUAUGAACAAGAUCAGCCACACAAUGCAAAACUGAGUGGCUUGUUUAUUGAAGAGCAAACCAAACUUGCUGGGCAUGGUUGGAACAUUUCUUGUCUUCAAUUUAGUCAAAAUGGUUUAUACUUAGCAUCUGGAAGUUGGGAUAAAAAUGUAUUUAUAUGGGAUUUAAGAACUCUGGAUGCACCAAAGGUUUUGGAUGGUGAGGGGGAAGGUCAUACCUCUGCUGUUACGUCCUUAUGUUGGCUACCAAAUAUUGAAUUUUUGUUAGCAUCAGCAUCUGCUGACCAUUCAAUAUUGAUAUGGAAUUCAGAUACUGGUGAUGUAAUGGCUAGAUUGAUGCAACACCAAUCAUGGGUGUUAGGGACCACAUUUACCGCUGAUGGUAAAAUUUUGGCAUCAUCAUCCUGGAAUGGUAGUGUUAUAUUAUGGGAUAUGAAUAUGCUAAAACCUGCAAAUCAACUUGUUGGACACUCUGCUGGCGUCUGGGCUUGCUCUUUUGAUAAUAACUCUGCUGCUCCCAUCUUGUGUACUGCCAGUGAAGAUACGUCAAUUAGAUUAUGGGACAUGCGCACUGAUCACAAUUGGCAUUCUGAUGUAUUACUUUCUGGAGUGCAUGCAGAUGCGAUCAAAUGCUGCUGUUGGUCACCAUGUAGUAACUACUUAGCUGCCGGUUCGAAAGACGCUAAGAUUUCCAUAUGGGAUGUUCGUGCCAACAAAGCCAUUAAUUGUUUGCAAGGUCACACAGCAGAAGUUUCAAACGUUGAAUUCAUGUCUUCCUCUUCAAAUUUGAUUUUCUCUGUCGGAGAUACACAAUGCUGCUUGUGGAAUAUUUUUAAUCCACAAGGAGAUCCCGUUUGCUUUUUGAAACAGCACCUUUGGAGUUAUGAGGUCGAGUCUCUUGCAUUGUCUCCUGACGCCACACUUCUUGCAACUGGUAGUGUUGACAAACAGAUCACUUUAUCAACGAUUGACAUCACUGAAGAAUUCUAUGAUACACUUCAGUCAGAUGUUAACACGCUUCCAUAUGCACAAAUGCCUGUAAAAACACAGUCUUCGUCUUCUUUACCUUCUCUAGGGAAUGAGUCGUCGGCGUCUGUUCUAGACAAGGCUAAAACAGACAAUCAAAUCAAGCUGAAAGAAAUGACCAAGCUGACUGCCAAACAGACCAUUCGAAUCAAAGCGCCAGUCACGUCGGCUUUGCUUCAAGACAAAAGGUCGAAAUUAAAAACGGUGAAGUCACAUGAGAGCAUCAACGACUUGUUUCAAGGAUUAAAAUUACCAACAGCCGUGGAUGAAGGGAGUAUGCGUUUCAAAUCAAAAGAAUUAUUGGCAGAGCGCAAAAAACUCCGUCCGACUAAAUCCAAUACGCAGAGCGAUGUAAAAGAUACAAGAAAAUAUACGCCAUUACCGCCACCCAAUGAUGCAACACGAAAUUCACUAAUGUCGGAACUUCAAAGUAAUUUUUUAAAACCACGGGGUAGUGUGACUUCAGAGUAUGACAUUAAUGUGGUGGCUGAUGAGAUGAUUCAACUAAGCGAGGAGUUGCAACGUCAAUCAACACACCUUUGAAAAACUUGUCUUACAUUUCCGGUUUAUAUUUUAUUCUUUCUUGUUCUUUACACAUCGUAUGUUAUUGCAGAAAUUUUAAAAUAAUAAGCAAUCAGGGCCGACGAAACUGGGAGGGCCGGUGUCAUAAUUAAUUUUUUUCAGAGAUUGUCUAGAUAGCUUUGAAAACCUAACUCUUAUAACUCACUAAAAAACUUAAAAAUUUUAAAAGCGUUAUAGCCAAUGUAGAAGUUUUAAAUUUUAAAAACAUUUUAACACAGCCUUAACCCUUGUAAGGCGUUUUUAUCGCUAUAUUUGUCUCUCCACUUUCAAAACUACUUUGACGGUCCCGGGGAGUGAUAAAAAAUUUGUCAUUGGAUUUAAUCUGAAUUUAAGCUUGCAUUUGCAUCAUGUGCCAACUAAAAAAAAAAACGAGAUUAUUUACAAUCUCUCUUAAGAGUAAUACUUAUUGAUAACUAUACAUUAAAAACAUAUAUCUAUAUUUAUAACUAUAUGCGGACUAAGAAAAACAGUAGCUUAACAAAAACUAUUUUUUUGAAAUAUUUUAAUAUAUUUAGAGAUACGAAAGUGUGAUAUUUAUCCAUAAUUAUUCAUAAUUAUUUAUUUAUUUAUUAAUUUAUCGAAUUAUUUAUUUAUUUAUUUAUCAAAUCAUUUAAAACAAUUUUAUAAAUUUUUAAAAUCUGUAUGUGUAAUUUAUGUGGCUUUUUCAAUCAGCAACACUAGUUUUCUUUUUAUCCGUCUUGUUGCUCGUCCUGAUAUAU